Molecule: messenger RNA, 2768 nt
Organism: Hippocampus comes (tiger tail seahorse)
Lineage: Eukaryota; Metazoa; Chordata; Actinopteri; Syngnathiformes; Syngnathidae
Product: claudin-20-like
Exons: 2
Coding region: 1095-1865 (256 amino acids)
Cellular component (GO): bicellular tight junction; membrane
Molecular function (GO): structural molecule activity
Source: RefSeq, a predicted model, not a curated record
AUGUCGGGUCGAUUUAAGUGGAUAAAACUCAAAAAGCUUCAAUAUUAAAAAAUCUGCUCCUAUUUAUUUAUGAAAUUUGUACCACCCCGUUUGGGCCGCCAUCUGUAAACUUCGGGGGAGCCUACAUGGUCCCGUUGUGGCACCGGGCCUCUCCAUGUAGAAUCUAGCAAAAAUAUUUCGAUUUGUACAGAUCUAAUUUUCGGUCAAUGCAAUUAUUAUGAGUGUCAGUUAGUUGCAGAUUUUCCCUUGCCAGACGGUCCCUCGGCCUCAUCAACAGCAGGGCUCGACUCUCAUGGAUGCUCACAAUCGUUGCGGAGUUGGUGAUUAAUGGAUGACGUAUGUCGCCUCUCCAACUGAAUUCUCGUUGCAGCGUCUUGCUGGACUUUUGCAUUGGAAGCUUCGCGAAAUGAGUUGAAACGGGAAAGCCAAAAGAUUUCCCGUUUCAUAAUGGAGCUCCUGAUUGGGACGCUAACGACCCGUGACGUGAGGACAUCGGCGGGGUUGGUACCUCAGCAGCACCGUUUCGCGCUCCAACGCCGACUGGCCGACGGCGCUGAAGUGGCUCCGCCUCCAGAGGUGCGGCGUCUUGCCUGCAUGACAUCACUGCGGCGAGCCCGUCACCUCAUCAAACCUGAAGGUGGUCUGUUGUUUGGCGCCGCCAACGCGCUCGGGCAGUUUUUGGUGACUACCGGGGCGCAGCGCCUUAUUUUGGUGAUAAGGGCGUAAUAAGACAUAAUAACGGGCUGGGGGCGGGGAACAGUUGGCUACCGCGGUGUCCCGUCACUGGCGAUCGGGGGGGUGACUGGGAUCUUAUCAGCGUUUUGCAGAGGGUUACGUGACUGCCUGACUUUGAUUGCAAAAAGACGACGCUUUUAUCAGCGAAACCCACGCGCCACUUUUCUUCACCGGACCGGAGCAUCCCUGCCACCAAUGUCCCUUUCAAUGGUCCUCUGCACAGUGCCAAAACCAGGACAGGGACCGGAGUGGGAAAUAGACAGCCUACGUCCCGUCACGAGGAGCCAGCAGAUCGGAAACCGUUCGGCCGGCAGUGACCUUCAGGAAUCGUCCGUCGCGGGGCCAGGGAGGUCGGAGCGAUGCUGUCGGCCGCCGCGCAGAUCCUAGCGUUCGUCCUGGCGCUGCUGGGCACGGUCGGCGCCACGGUGGCCACGCUGCUGCCCAACUGGCAGGUGAGCAUCAGGGUGUGGUCCAGCAUGGUGGCCCCCAUGUGGCAAACGCGGGGCCUGUGGAUGGACUGCGUGUGGUACGGGACCGGCGUCUUCAGCUGCACCACCACCAACUCCUCGCUGGUGCCGCCCCCCUACAUGCAGACCACCCGGGCCGCUAUGGUCCUGUCGUGCGCGCUGGCUGUCUUCGGUUUGGGCCUGGCCUCUGUCGGGCUGCGGUGCACCCGGUGGGGGGGCGGCCACCGAGCCAAGGGUCGCACGUCUGUCGCGGCGGGGGGCUGCUUUGUCCUGGCCAGCGCCCUGUGCCUGGGUCCCGCUUCCUGGUUCACCUCAGAGGUGCUGGCCACCUUCAUGAGCGCCCAACAACCCGACGGUAGCAAAUACCAGCCCGGGGGGGCACUCUGCGUCACCUUCAUCUCUGCCGGCUUCCUCUUGGUAGGAGGCGUCAUCUUUUGUCUGUCCUGUCCGGGUUCGGCUUUGCCGGACUACCCGACGCCCACGGAGCUUGAUGGGCUCGCCCUGGCCCGGCUGCAGCGGUGCCUCCCGCAGGCGCAACGCGAUAGCCGGGAAAAAACUUUGGUUGGCGUUGAUACCCCCGAGGUGGGGAAGACAUAUGCGUCGCCCUCGAGGUGGUCCCCCAAGGAGGUGAAGGAUAAUUACAGCCGGCAGGAAUACGUCUGAGCCCACCGGCUUGAUGUGAAUGAGAAGGUGGCCUUUUAAGUCCAAAGUGGUCCUGAUCCGGAGAGCAUGCAUGCCACCUCCGCUCCAUCUUUUCCUGCCGACACAGAAGGACACAGGCGAGGCAGCGCAGCGUGGAGGACAAUAAUCAUGCUCUUUGCUUUCCAUUAUCUUCACAACACGCCUCGGUGCACGCACGUGUGUGCACGCACAGCUGUAUGAGGUCAUCGAAUGUAAUCAAGGAUGUCUUUUGACCUUCAGUCAGCCUCAAUCAAAUUGUCUCUAGACCAGCAAAAGCAUCUCUUGACAUUUAUAUUUGAAAAGCUCAACAGCAUAACUCGGCCUGUCACUUUCCUUCCUCGUUGAAUGAAAUAAAUUCCUAGCUUGCCGUCAUCUGUGUUUCUUAUUUUCGAUGGAUCGUAUGCUGGCCACACAAGACAACUGCAUCACACAAGUCCAUGAUAUUCAAUACGAGGUACAUAUGAGCAACAAAGACAUUGACGGCAAGCCGUCUCCAUGUUUCAACGAUAAGUUUGACUAUCUGGAACAAUCCCUGUCAAUAACACCAACAUCUUUCCAACGAGUCGUGUUUCGACAAGGACAAAUUAUGUCACUUGUGCCAAUCAUGUGUAUGAGCUUCGUUUUUACCUCGAGUACUAUACAAAUGCCAAUAACAGCGAGUGGAGGGCGGGCAUCUGCAAGGAAAAUGUCGAUAUCUAAAAUUCCUGUUUGGGAUAGCGACAAUUUAAUUCUGACGAGGAAUCGCAGUUAAAAAUAUCGACAACUUUGUUUCCUUGGAAGGUUCAAAUGAGUCUUUUAGGCUUAAAAUCGCAGUUGAGUGUUUUGUAACAAGAUGUUGGCGCACUUUUGUAAGACUAACUUCAAUUUUGCCGCUGAAUGGGGGGG